Anoplopoma fimbria (sablefish) is the source of this 3544-nucleotide messenger RNA. Its product is annotated as phosphatidylcholine:ceramide cholinephosphotransferase 2-like. The transcript is spliced from 7 exons. Gene Ontology annotation, cellular component: Golgi membrane; endoplasmic reticulum membrane. Bases 510 to 1670 code for a protein of 386 amino acids. Gene Ontology annotation, biological process: sphingomyelin biosynthetic process; ceramide biosynthetic process. Gene Ontology annotation, molecular function: ceramide cholinephosphotransferase activity; sphingomyelin synthase activity. The record is from RefSeq and is a predicted model, not a curated record. Lineage: Eukaryota; Metazoa; Chordata; Actinopteri; Perciformes; Anoplopomatidae.
GGAAGUUUUCUUCUGGAGACGGAGAAAGAGAGGAGUCCUGAGAAGAAGAAGAAGAAGAAGAAGAAGAAGAAGAGAAAAGUCUGCGUUUUAACCCAGGAGGCUGUUUUUAAUCAGCUGCCCGCUCAGGACAGGUGAUCUGCUCACCUGAGAUCAGAGGACACGUCACCAGCCGGCCCACAGGCUUUACCUUCCGUCUGCGUGACCUCACCAGUGUUACCCCUGAUAUUGAUCAGAUAAUUGAUCCCUCAAUCAAUGAACCAGGACUCUGCUGCUGGAAUACUGAUAACCUGCUAUUGAUCGCUGGAUUAUUGACCAAACCUGAACCGGAGCGGUCGAGACCUGAUAGAGGAAUAAUCUGCGACACUCAAACCUCCAGAGGAAACUAAAAACUUUGGUUGUGUAAUCGAACUGCUUUUUAUCGGUCAGCUGACACGAUACAAAGACUGUGAUUGGUCGGUGAACCAGGAAGCUCGUCCUUAUUGGUCAGAGGAUCAUUAAAAAGCCGACCAAUGGCAGCGUCAGAACUGAUCCAGGACAGCGACGAUGGCCUUCACGUGGAAGUCAACGUGACCACAGCGAACCUCGACUCCCCUCCUCAUCCCCCGAGGGUCGCCAACGGUACGCCGACCCGCCACGCCUCCUCCUCCUCGCCGCCGACGCUGCCACCGCCCUCCGCCGACGACGAGAAGCAGCCGGAGUGCAGCAAACUGAGCAGCCUGUUCCGACAGAACCAGCUGAUCCACUCUCUGAGCAGCGGGUUGAGGCGACACUGCGACUACGUGAAGAUCGCCGUGCCGGAGGAGCGGGCGAACCGCCUCCCAACGGAGUGGUGGAAGACGGGCGUGGCCUUCCUCUAUGCCCUCUUCAUCCUCUUCUUCACCACCGUCAUCAUCACCGUCGUCCACGAGAGGGUGCCGGACAAGUCGGUGAGCCCGCCGCUGCCCGACAAGUUCUUCGACUACGUGGACCGCGUGCCGUGGGCGUUCACCGUCACCGAGGUCAACGGGCUGAUCCUGUGCGGGCUCUGGCUCGUCCAGCUGCUGUUCCUCAAACACAAAGCCAUAGUGGGUCGUCGCUGUUUCUUCCUCAUCGGGACGCUCUACAUGUAUCGCUGCGUCACCAUGUACAUCACCACGCUGCCGGUACCGGGGAAACACAUGGUCUGCGCUCCGAAGCUGUACAACGACUCAACGGGGAAAAUCUGGAGGAUUUUAAGCCUGAUCUCAGGAGGAGGUUUGUCUCUGACCGGAUCUCACCUGAUGUGCGGCGACUUCCUGUACAGCGGUCACACCGUCAUGUUGACGCUCUCCUACCUCUUCAUCAAAGAGUACUCCCCCCGCUGGAUGUGGUGGUACCAGUGGUUCUGCUGGUUCCUCAGCGCCUCGGGAGUCGUCUGCAUCCUCAUCGCUCACGAUCACUAUAGCGUCGACGUGGUGAUCGGAUACAUCGCCACCACCCGGACCUUCUGGUGGUACCACACCAUGGCCAACACGCAUGAGCUUCGUCAAGCUCCCAACAACUACCUGUCGAGGACCUGGUGGAACCCUGUCUUCAACUUCCUGGAGGGGAACGUCCAGACGACGGUUCCCAUCGUGUUCUCGUCGCCGGUGGCGCUGCCUUCGUCCUGCAGACAGCGGUACCGGAUGGUGGAGGGGGGGAGGGACGAGUGAGGAGGAGGACCGAGUCCCGUAUGAUGGUUUAUUUAUUAGAACCGGCAUUUCCAGCUCUCUCCUGCGUACUGAGGAAGAGGGAGAGAUGUUUACGUUGUCGUGAUCGCCUGCUAUUUAUUUAUCAAGUUUAAUAAUUCAGUUCUUCAUCUGACAGAAUCUGGACAAACAAGUUACAGUUUCAACAAAAUUAAAGUGGUAGGGAAUGUUUCGCUUCACUCCUCCUCUAAAUCUCUAAAAAUCUUUUUUUUACUUUUACUUUAUUUAAAGUAAACAUAAACACUUUUGUUUAGCAGCAGGUCUUCAGCGACAGGAGUAUUUGAUAUUUAAAGCAUAAAUAACAUUUCAUUAGAAAUGCAUUCAAUUAUGCAAAGGAAACAUCUUCAGACCGUGAGGAUCGUGAGGAAAGGUCAAGAAUUUAUCGUGGCAUUUGUUGGAGGCUUCUUGUGUAUUUUCUGCACCUGUGUUGUUGUUUUUUUAUCCUUGCAUUUUUGUUAUCAUUAACAUCUGUCGUGAUUUUAUUUAACUUUUACAGCACGUACAUGUAGACAAGCAGCUGCGAUACCAGUGUUCUUGUUCUCAUAUUUGCCUGUAAAUUGUGUCGAUCUGGAGGAUUAAAACAUUCAUCAACCGGACAACAACCGCAAUAUCUUCCAGGAGAACAGAAUUAAACAUUAGGAUUAAAGUGUUUUUUGCAGAAAGAAAAGGAAGAACAGCAGAAAUUUCUUAAUGACUUACGUUUACAUGCACACCAAUAUGCCACUAUUAUACCCAAGAUGACAAUAUUCUGAAUUUGAUAGGGCUCAUUUAAACUUUAUAUUUUGUUUAGAUAUUCAGAAUUAGGUCUUAUUCUGAUCGGAGCAUUUUCUGAUGAAAACGUUAGAUAUGCCGAUGAUACUCUGGUGUUCGGAGCAUUCUACCAUUAGCCAUGUUAGCAAAGAUUUUGUGCAUGUAAACAUGUUAUCUUUUUUUCCAACUACUGAUUAUGGCUGUGUAUCACAAAAUGAAUUGUAGCACAAAUACACAAUGUUUUUACUUAUUCUUAUUUGAAAUUUCUCAAAUGUUAAAUGUUGCUAAACACAAGCAGCAGUACAAGAACUUGUCCAAAAGAAAUAGUCCAAAGCCAAACAGAAUUGAGAUUUAAACCAGGGACCCAUCUGAUUACAAGAAUGGAAAUAGAUGUUCAAUAACUUUGAGUUCUUGUUUUAUUGCUGGGUGUUACAAAAACAAUUUGGUCAAUGUCAUUAAAGUUGAUAACCAGCUUGAAAUUAAACGCCAAAGGACUUCAUCUUGUCAGCAUGCUAGCAGGCUAACAUGAUUCCUCUUCUUGAUGUGGAAUGUGUAGUUACCUUUAGCUUUGGAGCAAACAUGGCCGCCGCAAAAAACAAACCAUCUGUGGCUUUGAUUCCUGUUGUCAAAAAUCAUCAGGAAUGGAUUCACCAACAAGGAAAAUAUACUCAAAACAAAGUUCUGCUGAGUUGUCAAAGUAAAAAAUGUAUACGUUUUUGUAAAAUGUGGCCUUUCUUCACCAAAAACUGUUUACGCUGAAGAGUGAAAGCUUGUUGCAUUGAAAUGGGUGCAGUUAGCAACAUGCUAAUCCAUUCAUUUAAACAAUUUUUGUAUCAACAAUGCUAAAAAAAGAACACAAAUUUAACUUGUAAUAUAGGUCGAAAGUACCAGGUUCUGAGUAUUUUUACUGAGUGUUGUUGUAAAUGUCUUCCUGUACUGGAUUAUUGUUGUUUAAGUUAUAUUUACAAGUCAGAAUGUGUAAAAGUAUUGAGAAGCUAAACUCGGUGGUAUUUUUUUGUUGUUUGAAACUGCUGCUGAUUUAAAGUCGGAUUAAUGAAGGUUGUUGUUCCAUAAAAGUUCCUUUUAUA